Messenger RNA from Drosophila rhopaloa, 1130 nucleotides. It is a transcript of the gene Dnaaf4, whose product is annotated as dynein axonemal assembly factor 4. The transcript is spliced from 2 exons. The record is from RefSeq and is a predicted model, not a curated record. NCBI's taxonomy places the organism in Eukaryota, Metazoa, Arthropoda, Insecta, Diptera, Drosophilidae. Gene Ontology annotation, biological process: inner dynein arm assembly; cilium movement; outer dynein arm assembly. The coding region runs from base 262 to 984 and encodes 240 amino acids.
GUCGAUUGAAAACGCAGCCGGCUCGUUUCGGUGGUUCGAACCCCGGUUAAUAUUCAAAUUAAAUCGAGGGGGAAUACGGCCAGUAUGUGGUGCAAGUGAACAGUCGGGUGGGUAGCUGGCCCUGCCGUAGUUGUCGUCGUAAAGUCACCAGAUCCAGCCUGUCCCAAAACAUAAGUUCCUGCCCGUUGUCAGUCGAGAACCAACAGCAGAAGAGCCACACCAACAUCAGCGGAAACGGACAGGGAAAGCAAGCAACUCAUCAUGGUGCAGAUUUCGCAGACGGAGGAGGACAUCAAGAUCUCUAUCGAACUCAAUCGACUGGUGACCCGUAAGCCGGACGUUGUGCUCCUGCCGCAGUACUUAAAGUUCAACAAUCCGCCCAUUUUCUUUGAACGUCAUCUAGCCCAGGAGAUUGACGAAAUGGCAAGCUUCUGCCGCAUCUUCAAGAACGAAGCCCGCAUCGUUCUUGUGAAGAAGGAGAAGGGCUUCUGGCCGGAGAUGUUCCAGAAGCUGGACAAAGAGGCACUCCAGCAGAAGCGCUUAGAGAUCGCCGACCUGAUCGUAGAGCGGAAUAAGAAGCGGGACGAAAAGGCUCUGGAGCGGUACGAGAACAAGCGGCGGGCGGAGAUCGAGAAGGAGAUAAAGCGGGAGACUGCCAUGCGGGAGCGGGUCAAGCAGUUCCAGGAGAACUCGGUGCGCGAGACUCUGGUGGUGGAUGUCCGCAAGGAGACCAAUGCGGCAACCAAGCCCGAUCCGCUUCAGUAUGCGCCGUCGUCGGUGGCCGCCAGUCGCCUGGCCACGCCCCUCAUGCGCCCGCCCAUGAGCUCCGUUCGCGGCAGUGGGCGGAUCACCGUAAGCUUCACCAGCCAGCACAAGCGGACCACCCCGAAGAGGGAGUCGCAGGCCAGCAUGGAGAAGGCGUACGCCGCGGCAGGAGGACCAAACCCGAAUGUCCAAUCCCCAAUGGAGAGCCUGGAUGAAUGAGGAGCAGAAGUGCCUAUUCAAGCGUACUCACAUAAAUAUUUUCACGAGCAAUUGUGCGUGCGUUUUCAGACUGUGCUAAGUGUUCUAAACUUUAUUAUUCCAUCAAAUAAAUCUACAGGUGUUUGCUUUAUUAAAUGAGGACUAAA